GAGGCGUUAGACUUAAACCCGGCGUCGCCUUGUCCAAUGGCCAUUGGCGAAGUGGAAAUCACCGACUUCUUCAGUGAGGAGCUCCUGACAAGGCUGAGGAAGGCCUUCGAAGAGUUCGACACCUCCGGCGACGGCCUCAUCGGCAAAGACGAGCUCGUGGAGCUCUUUGCGAAGCUGGGGAAGCGGCUCACCAAGAAGCAGGCAGACAUCAUCGUCAGAGAGGUAGACUCCGACUGCAAUGGCGAGAUUGAUUUUGAAGAGUUGUGCUACCUGGAGAUUGCCAUGUCUGGUGCGAAGCCGCAGGCGAACCUCAUUGACUACAAGACCUUCCUCUCAGCAAGCACUAUAGAGGAGCUGCAGCAGUGGUUCUCCUUAAACGACAUGUCGGAGGAAGGCAGCAUUACGCUCGACGACGCCCAGAAGAUCGCGGAGCAGCAAGAUGUGAGAUGCGCGCCGGAGGAGAUUCGUGAAGUCCUUGCCCAGGUGGACGAUGGCGAGGGCCGGAUCAGCCUCUCGGGGUUUUGCUGCUUCUGGGCCAUCAUCACCAACGCGCAGAAGAAAAUCAACUACCGCGAGUAUCUGGACGACCAGGAUGUGAGCCGAUUCCGGGCCAUGUUCGAGGAAGCCGCGGGAGAGACGAAACAGCUUACCCGGAAGGAGGUCUCCGACGUGCUAAAAGAGAAGGGCUUGGUCCGAACUAGGAAGCACGUGACGCGUCUCUUCGAUGAGAGCGGGUUCGACAAAAACGCGACCUUAGACUUCACCCAGCUCUGCAUUCUCCUGGUGAAGCUGCAGAAGCGCCGGAAGCAGCGGAGCUUGACGCCUCAGACCUGCAGCUGCGCGGAUUUGUAUGCCGAGGGCUUUACGGUGGAGGAGCUGGUCAUGUGUGGCUUCACGCUCCGCGAUUUCGAGCAGAUGCGGUUGCCAGCCAAGAAGCUCUCAGGCGGCUUUUCCGCGCUCGAGCUGCGGAAAGCAGGCUACUCUGCAGGAGACCUGCGUAGAGCAGGCAUGGGCCUCAUCGAGCUCAGGACCUGCGGCUUCAGCCUCUCGCAGCUGCGCACCGCCGGCUUCUCCGCCGCCGGCUUGGCGGAGGCCAACCGAACUAUGCAUAGCUGCUUCAGCGUGGGUGACUUCACGCUUUUGCCGCAGAUCGGAAAGAGCUCAUUGGUCUCGUGGAGCACUGCCACCAAGGACGUGCUCGCCGCGCAGCGCGCCACCAUGACGCCGCUCAUCCGCGAGCACACGGACGGGCGCCACAAGAUCCGCAGCCCGUUCAGCAAGAGCCUGCCGAGCUUCCAAGAGAAGCGACUCCCGGUACCCAAAUGAGGCAUUCGACGCGCGACUCGCCCCUGG
Messenger RNA from Effrenium voratum, 1353 nucleotides. The record is from the annotation of a GenBank genome assembly. NCBI's taxonomy places the organism in Eukaryota, Dinophyceae, Suessiales, Symbiodiniaceae.